AUGACAACAACCAAAUGUUCUGUUAUAUCAUUAUUAUUGAUUAUAUUUGUAUUAAAUAAAAUUAAUAGUCAAACAUUAUCCACUGAACCAUGUGAACCUGUAUUAAAGAAUUAUUUUGACUAUUUAACCGUGCCACAUCCUGGUACGUAUCGUUAUUUAUCUAUUCAAGCAACAUUUAUAUUAGAAAAUAGAUAUGUUGCAUAUUAUAUUGGAUCUCUAAGUUAUGCUACAUCAAUUGAUUCAUUAAAUGGUACAGUAACUGUAUCAUUUAGUGAUCGAACAUGGACUCCAUCAUGUGGUUUAUGGUUUUGCCCUUAUCAAAAUUUUAAUUAUAUAAAUACUGAUAUACAAACUAUUGUAAUUAAUAGAUCAGGUUCCAUUGAAUAUAUAUUAAAUAGUUGGGGUAAUGCGAAGUUCACAGAUCAAUUACAAUGUUAUGGUAUAAAUGAACCACUUUAUACACCACCAACAAAACAAUCAUCAUCUAUGUUUGUAAUGACAUUACAAGAGAAACAAUAUACUAUACCAAAAUAA
Molecule: messenger RNA, 534 nt
Organism: Rotaria sp. Silwood2
Lineage: Eukaryota; Metazoa; Rotifera; Eurotatoria; Philodinida; Philodinidae
Source: the annotation of a GenBank genome assembly